AUGGCCAUCGGUGCGCGGAGGGCUUUUGCCUCUUCCGCCCGCCGCCUCGUCUCCGCUCGCCUCGUAUCCCCGUUCGCCCCGCGCUUUCCAACUUCCGCAUCACCCCUCGACGCUGCACCGAAUUGCCACCCCCUUCCCUCCGCUGUCCAAUUUUACGCGGAUGACGCUGUUUCCCCCUCAGGGUGCCGUGCUUACUCCGCCGGGGGGGAAGCGCUGGGGUCGUCGGGCAGCGGGGCGAGGGCGCAGGCAGGGGGGAUGGAGGGGAAAACUGCGGGCGAGGGCGGCGAGCGGAGCGGAUCCGCCACCACCCACUUCGGGUACCGGGCGGUGCGCGAGGAGGAGAAGGCGGAGCUGGUGGGAGGAGUGUUUUCGUCGGUGGCGGACAAGUAUGACGUCAUGAAUGACGUCAUGAGCGGGGGCCUGCACCGUCUGUGGAAGGACAGGCUGGUGCGAGCGCUGCACCCCUUCCCCCACAUGCACCACCUCGACGUGGCGGGCGGCACAGGCGACAUUGCGUUCCGAGUGCUGAGGGCCAUUCGUGAGGCGGAGGCGGAUCCACGGCGCAUGGCGGCUGCAGGCACAGGGAGGAGCAGCGGGGAGGGGUGGGGCGAGGCAGGGAGGGGGGCGCGGGUGAUAGUGUGUGACAUCAAUGCGGACAUGCUGCGCGUGGGGCAGCUCAGGGCGCAGCAGCAAGGCUUGGCAUUGGACGCGGCGCUGGAGUGGGUGCAGGGCGAUGCGGAGGACAUGAGUGCGGUGCUGGCGGAUGGCAGUGUGGACGCCUACUCCAUCGCCUUCGGCAUCCGCAACGUCACGCGCAUCCACCGCGCCCUUGCAGAGGCCCACAGGGUGCUGCGCAAGGGAGGCCAGUUUGCAUGCCUGGAGCUCAGCCACGUGGAGGACCCUCUCUUCAAGGCACUCUACGACAUGUACUCCUUCAAUGUCAUUCCAGCCAUUGGCCAGGCAGUCACUGGGGACAGGGAGUCGUAUCAGUACCUCGUGGAGAGCAUUCGCAAGUUUCCAACCCAGAGGAGAUUCAUUCACAUGAUGGAGCAAGCAGGAUUCAGAAAUGUGUCAUAUGAGAACAUGACAGGGGGUGUUGUGGCACUGUUUACAGGCUUCAAGUUGUAG
This is a messenger RNA of Closterium sp. NIES-65, 1128 nucleotides long. The record is from the annotation of a GenBank genome assembly. Lineage: Eukaryota; Viridiplantae; Streptophyta; Zygnematophyceae; Desmidiales; Closteriaceae.